Messenger RNA from Trypanosoma grayi, 387 nucleotides. RefSeq lists its product as hypothetical. The transcript has a single exon. Lineage: Eukaryota; Euglenozoa; Kinetoplastea; Trypanosomatida; Trypanosomatidae. Bases 1 to 387 code for a protein of 128 amino acids. The record is from RefSeq and is a predicted model, not a curated record.
AUGGCACACGCCUCGACUCUAUGGCAUGUGCAUUCACUUCUUUACUUUGCUUUACCGCCCCACCCCGGAGCCACAGCGAGGCGUGGACCAGAAAAUGAUUCAACGAGUGUGACGUCGAUCGUUGAGUUCUGUUUUACGACGGUGGCGGUGCUCGCCGGAUUUUGCCGCGUUGGAGACGGUGCCACAUUGCGGUUGUUGGACACUGUCAGAUCAACACCAGAGACUACCCCACCCGUCUUUUCCUCUGUCUUGCGAUGCGAUGCUGCAACAGGUCAAGGAACAGGGUGUUGUUGGUACGUCAUGAGGAGAAUGACCAAAGCACUGUGCUUGCUGUCGGGUAGGCGCAACGUGAUGUACGAGGAAGGUAUCGCUGCCUCCAGCGUCUAG